AUGUACAGCUUUUAUGGCUCGUGGUGUCAGGUGGAGUUCCUGAAGAGCAACUGGGACCUGUGCUGGUGCGACCCGCGGCACGUGGAGACCGCCAUGGCGGCUCUGGACCCGGUCCGCAGGGACGACGGGCGGCGCGUGUGCCACUUCCGCAACCACUACGAGCUCACUCGCAAGAACUUGCUCUCCAGGAACCUCUCCAGGCUCAGGCGCCGAUACGUACGAGAAGGCGGAGAAGAGAAGGCUUCUCUGUGCGACAUCAUGCCGCUCACUUUCGAGCUGCCAGGUGACUACAAGAUGUUCACAGAGCACCACCGCAAGAACCCAGAAGAUAUCUGGAUCGUCAAACCGGUCACCGGCAGCCAGGGGCGUGGUAUUUUCCUCUUCAAGAGCGGGGAGCAGGCGCGCGGCGGCACCACGCACAUCGUGCAGCGCUACGUGCACCGGCCCUUCCUCGUCGCCGGCCGCAAGUUCGACCUGCGCAUCUACGUGCUCGUCACCUCCUUCUGCCCGCUGAAGGUGUGGGUGGCUCGCGAGGGCUUCGCGCGAGUGUGCACGCACCAGUUCUCGCUGGAGCGCCUGGACGACAAGCUGGGACACCUCACCAACACCACGCUGCGCCUGCGCAACGACCCCAGCGACACGUUCGGCAGCAAGUGGCCGCUGAUGGACCUGCGGCAGUGGGUGGAGUUGAACCACGGGAAGCUGGCCAUCAUGGGGCUGGUGCACGACGCGGGCCGCCUCGUGCUGACGGCGCUCACCGCCGCGCAGACCGCCGUCUCGCACGACCCCCACUGCUUCGAGCUCUACGGCUUCGACAUCCUCAUAGACGCCGACCUGCGCCUGUGGCUGCUGGAGGUGAAUGCUUCUCCAUCGCUUGCUCCAAGUGAUGCUGAUGACCAGCGACUCAAGCAUGACCUUCUCCAAGAUGUAUUUAACAUUCUGGACUUUGAAGGAAAAUUAACAGGAAAAGAACGAAGAGUUGGUGGCUUUGACUUGCUAUGUAAUGGAGAGCCACUUUGGGCUCCAGUUCCAGGUGGUAGACAAGUUGACACAAGAUAUUUAAACCUUUACCUGGCAACUGCUGUCCUUCAGACUGUGCCAUCAUCCUCUGUGCAACCAUUGUCAUCCAUCAUCAGCCCACCACUUGUGCGCCAAGAUCCUGUGACUGCAGUUCUGCACCACCCUGCCUCUAUGUUGCCACUCAGUGCUGCAGGCUUCAGUGGCCACUACCAGACAGGCCACGGGGGUAUUGCCUGCCGGAUGCUGAUUCAGCUCAUGGUGCAGCAGCACCACCAAGUCAUCACACUCCUGGCCAGACAACGUGAUGUAGUUCAGUGUUGCUUCAUCAUGGGCCACACAAAAUCAACACAUGAACAUGUAUGA
Molecule: messenger RNA, 1383 nt
Organism: Schistocerca cancellata (South American locust)
Lineage: Eukaryota; Metazoa; Arthropoda; Insecta; Orthoptera; Acrididae
Product: probable tubulin polyglutamylase TTLL9
Exons: 9
Coding region: 1-1383 (460 amino acids)
Biological process (GO): protein polyglutamylation; microtubule cytoskeleton organization
Cellular component (GO): cilium
Molecular function (GO): tubulin binding; tubulin-glutamic acid ligase activity
Source: RefSeq, a predicted model, not a curated record